This is a messenger RNA of Lycium ferocissimum, 3052 nucleotides long. RefSeq names its product UTP--glucose-1-phosphate uridylyltransferase 3, chloroplastic. The record is from RefSeq and is a predicted model, not a curated record. Gene Ontology annotation, biological process: UDP-N-acetylglucosamine biosynthetic process. NCBI's taxonomy places the organism in Eukaryota, Viridiplantae, Streptophyta, Magnoliopsida, Solanales, Solanaceae. Bases 116 to 2707 code for a protein of 863 amino acids. The transcript is spliced from 17 exons. Gene Ontology annotation, molecular function: UDP-N-acetylglucosamine diphosphorylase activity.
GCCUACUAAUCAUCAUUCCUUUUACCUCGGCAUAUGCUCCCCGAAUCUCUCCUUAUCCCCCUUGCAAAUUGUCACUCCACAAGUCACAAACUGAAUACAACCUUCUCUCUCUCUAAUGGCGUCCUUGACGCCAGUGCUUCAACAACAUAACAACCUUCUUUUCACUUUCACCUCAAAAUAUAACUCUUCUCUUAAUUAUUAUGUAACGAAGCCUUUCGCUUCUACAUCAUCUUCUCUGUUUUCAUCGCCAUCACGUCCCUCUGUAGUGCGCCUCACGCGCGUUUCCACCGCGCCUGUAGAGUACGCGCCACCACCUCCUGAAGACGACGACUUCGAGUUUCACAAAGAAAUCUCCAGGCUAAAAGCAUUGAAAUCCAAGCUUGAUAGUUGUAAUAAUUUGAAGGAUAGAAUUAGAGUGAUUGACUCUGAUACUCGUGUCAAUUCGUUUUUUUAUUCGAAUAAGAGUUCGUUUCGGAGGGUUUUGGAGAGACUGGAUUUGGAUGAAUAUGAAGUUUUUUUGCUUAAAGGUGUGGUUGCUGCUGGGCAACAACAUGUUUUUGGUGAUAUUUGUACAGAGUUUGACGCGAAAAGAAGUUCGUUGAAGAGUGCUUUGUAUGCUUUGGCGCAUGUGAUUGAGAAUUGGGAUGUAAAUGACGGUAUUCGUGGUGGCCGUGGGGGUGUUGAUAAUGUUUAUGGGUUUGGAAAUGAAGAGUUUGAGGCAUUCAGGUCAAUGUUGAAAAUGAUUGGAGAGGUCGAGCGGGUUUAUGACUGCAUUGGAGGGAUAAUUGGGUAUCAGAUCAUGGUUCUUGAGCUUCUUGCUCAGUCAACUCUUGAACGACAGUGUCUGCCCCUUCACUCCCAUAAAUCUCUCAAUCGUGAGAUAAUAGAAAUUCAUCCUCCAAGUGUGCUUGAUCUUUCUCAGGAUUUAGAAUAUGCAUCUCAAGCAGCUAUAUGGGGAAUUGAAGGAUUGCCAAACAUGGGUGAAAUAUAUCCUCUUGGUGGCUCGGCAGACAGGCUGGGUUUGGUUGACCCAGACUCAGGUGAAUGUCUUCCUGCUGCAAUGCUUCCAUACUGUGGGCGUACUCUAUUAGAAGGUCUUAUAAGAGAUCUUCAGGCUAGGGAGUACCUGUAUUUCAAGUUAUACCGCAAACAAUGUAUCACUCCAGUUGCGAUCAUGACAAGUGCAGCAAAAAGCAAUCAUGAGCGUGUCACCUCGCUGUGUAAGGGACUGUGCUGGUUCGGAAGGGGAAGAUCAAACUUCAAACUUUUCGAGCAGCCUCUUGUUCCAGCUGUUAGCGCAGAAGAUGGGCAGUGGUUGGCUAGUGGACCAUUCGAACCUGUAUGCAAGCCAGGUGGUCAUGGGGUGAUCUGGAAACUUGCUUAUAAUGAAGGUGUUUUCCAGUGGUUUCACGAUCAUGGAAGACGAGGUGCAACCGUGCGGCAAAUCAGUAAUGUUGUAGCGGCUACAGAUGUGACUCUUUUGGCUUUAGCUGGAAUUGGUUUGCGCCAGGGAAAGAAACUGGGCUUUGCUUCAUGUAAGCGAAAUCCUGGUGCUACUGAAGGCAUAAAUGUUCUUAUUGAGAAGAAGAAUCUUGAGGGGAAAUGGACUUAUGGUAUAUCCUGCAUAGAAUAUACCGAGUUUGACAAGUUUGGAAUGACAGAUAGUCCCCUUUCUUCUUACAGUUUACAGGACGAGUUUCCUGCCAAUACAAAUAUUCUAUAUGUUGAUUUGCCCUCUGCUGAGCUUGUAGCUUCAAGUAAUGAUGAGACUAGUUUGCCUGGAAUGGUGCUUAAUGUGAAAAAGGCAAUCACAUUUGUGGACCAGUUUGGAAGCAAGCAUAGUGUUCCAGGUGGCCGUCUUGAAUGCACAAUGCAAAACCUUGCUGACAACUUUUUCAAUACACGCUCAGCUAGAUGUUAUGACGGUGUCGAAGAUGGACUAGAUACUUUUAUUGUAUACAACGAAAGAAAGAAGGUGACAUCAUCUGCCAAGAAGAAACGUAGACAGGGUGACAAGUCGUUACACCAGACUCCAGAUGGAUCACUGUUGGAUAUAAUGCGUAAUGCCUAUGAUAUUCUUUCUUGCUGUGAGAUAAAACUUCCAAAGAUUGAAGGUAAUGAAAAGUAUGUUGACUCUGGGCCUCCAUUUCUAAUUCUUCUCCAUCCUGCUCUAGGCCCCCUUUGGGAAAUAACUAGACAGAAGUUCCAUCGAGGUUCCAUCUCUAGGGGUUCGGAGUUGCAAAUAGAGGCUGCUGAGUUCUUGUGGAGAGAUGUGCAGCUUGAUGGGAGUUUAAUCAUUUUAGCUGAGAAUGUACUAGGUUCAACUAGGAUUGAUGAAAAUGGUGAAACCAUUCUACAGUAUGGAAAAAGGUGUGGGAGAUGUAAGCUGGAGAAUGUCAAGAUAUCGAAUGGUGGAAUUGAUUGGAAUGCAAGAGAAAAUUUAUACUGGAAGCACGAUGUGCAGCGGUUUGAGGCAGUAAAGGUGAUACUUCACGGAAAUGCAGAAUUUGAAGCAGUGGAUGUUAUAUUGCAGGGUAAUCAUUUGUUUGAAGUUCCAGAUGGCUACAAAAUGAAGAUAACUGCAGGAGAUUCAGGGUUAGCAGUUGAGCUUAAACCAAUUGAGGAUAAGUUGAUGGAGUGUGGAAGCUGGUUUUGGAACUACAAGAUAAUGGGCAAACAUGUUCAGUUGGAAUUGGUGGAGUUAUAGGAGGAUUGACAGAUACCUUACCCAUUUCUUUUGUGAAUCAUGGUUCACAACUGGGGCUCAUAACUGGUUCAGACUUUGGUUAAACAAAAGUUGAACCACUCGACUCUCCAUCAGUUUUGUGAGGAUGAGUCUUAAUGCCAUAUAAUAACCAUGUAAUUGAGGCUGUCUGUAAUUUAGUUGUAAAUCAUGUGUGUCACAAUUUGACAACUCUUAAUACCACAGUUGUAUAUUUUAUUUCAUUUUUUCCGUGCAAAUGUAAAUAAUUGAGUUUCACUCCAGGUUUCCUGGUCAUUGUUGUAUGAUUCUAUGACAAAAUUGAUUCUAUGAAGAUAAUGCUUGUGGAUC